Molecule: messenger RNA, 1664 nt
Organism: Trametes versicolor FP-101664 SS1
Lineage: Eukaryota; Fungi; Basidiomycota; Agaricomycetes; Polyporales; Polyporaceae
Exons: 3
Coding region: 71-1606 (511 amino acids)
Molecular function (GO): RNA binding
Source: RefSeq, a predicted model, not a curated record
GAAGAAACAUGCCAAAGCUGCUAGCAGCAGCGAAAGCGAAGUGGACGAGGACGCGAAACUUCAAGAGCAGAUGCACAAAAAGAAGAGCAAGAAGCGCGACUCCCCCAAGCCCACUCCUGCUGCAGAGGAGGAGGCCGAGAGCAGCAAGAGCGACUCUUCCGACGAAGAAGGCGACCCGUCAAAACUCGUACAUGAGUCCCUUCUGAAAGGCAGCCAGACCAAGAGCCAGUCCCGGCACAGGAAGGCAAAAUACGUCCCCGCAGAAGAGAGCCCGGAGCAGCGCGACGCGCGCACAGUCUUCGUCGGCAAUGUUGCCGUGGACGUCACCAAGUCCAAACCCAUGCAAAAGCAGCUGCAGCGGCACCUCCUCGUAUUCGUCCCCGGCGCGAAGAUCGAGUCCGUCCGCUACCGCUCCGUCGCCUUCAAGAAGCCGACCGCGGAGCUGCCCACGGACGCGACCCCCGGCGGCAAAGCGAAGAAGCCCGCGCGCGAGCACACGCGCGACCGCACCGCGACGUGGCGCGCGGACAACCCGAACGACGACGAGGACGCGGAGCCGCGCAAGGCGUUCCUCAUGCCGAACGAGAAGAAGCGCAUCGCGUUCAUCAAGCACGAGAUCCACGAGCACGUCGACGCUGUGAACGCGUACGUCGUGUUCGCGCACCCGCCUCCACCUGGCAGUCAUCCUGCGAACCUGCCCCCGCCGGCUCCAGUGAUGGACCCGCAUGCGGCUGCGGCGGAGUGCGCGGAGAAGGCGGACGGGAGCAUUUUCGAGGGGCGAACGCUCCGCGUCGAUCUCGUUAAGAAGGAUACGAGUGCGGGCGCGGCAGGAUCGAAACCCGGGACGAUGGUGGGAGACCCUAAGGCGACGAUAUUUGUGGGCAGCCUGGACUUUGCGAGCAAGGAGGAGGACUUGCGUGCGUUCUUCGAGAGCGUCGUGAAGGCGGAGCGGGGCGAGCCUGGGCAGCGCGCCGACGACGAGAGCAGCGGGAGCGACGAAGACGAGGAGGCUGAAGGCGGGGAGCGGCCGCGGACAUGGGUGAAGCGCGUGCGCAUCAUCCGCGACCGCGAUACACAACUCGGGAAGGGGUUCGCGUACGUUCAAUUUGUGGAUCGUCAAUGUGUAGAUGAGAUCAUCGCACUCGAAGCCCCCAAGCUCAAGUUCGCAAAACGCAAGCUCCGCGUCGAGCGCUGCAAAACCCUCCCCGGCGCGCCCAAGCUCAAAUCCGACGUGCCCAUCCGCCCGCCCGCCCGCACCCCCUCCUCGCGCCCCGACCCGCCGCACAUGCACAGCGCGCGGCACGGGCCCGUCCCGCGCGGCAACCCCGAGCUCGGCGCGCAGCUCGCGCACCUGCCAAAGGACGAGCGCAAGCGCGCGAAGGCGACGGACCCGGAGCGUGUCGCGCGGCGGCUCGCGAAGAAGCGUGCGGGGGCGCUGGCGGACAAGGGCGUGAAGUCGUCGCGUGUGGGGGAGAAGGAGAGGGAGCGCGUGAGGAAGCCGAGGCCGGCGGGCGGGAAGGAGAGGGGGGUUGCGAAGGAGCAGCAGAGGCCGAAGAAGAGGGUGAGGAGUGGGAAGGCGAUUGCGAAGAUGAACACGAAGAAAUAGUCGGGAGGGAGAGGAGCGUCGCGUCGAUGUUCGUGCUCAGAGUAUCCAAUGUUGAUUU